UUUUAGUGUUUUACACAUUGGGUCCUCCUCUAAGGCUCUGGGCUGUAGAUCAUCUUGACCACUGCUCCUUACCCAGGAAUCACUUUGAAGGGUUUUUUGGGGUCCUUUACUUUUUAAACAAACAAAAUGGCACCAAAGAAGGACGUUAAGAAAGCUGCACCAGCAUCAGCACCAGCAUCAGCACCAGCACCGGCACCAGCUCCUGCCCCAGCGCCUGCCCCAGAACCAACUAAACCCAAAGAACCAGUAAUUGAUCUGAAGAGUAUCAAGAUCGAGUUCUCCAGGGAGCAGCAGGAUGACUACAAGGAUGCUUUCCUCCUCUUUGACAGGACAGGUGAAGGCAAGAUCGUCUUAAGCCAGGUUGGUGACAUCAUCCGUGCUCUGGGACAGAACCCUACAAAUGGUGAGAUCAAGAAGAUCCUGGGCAACCCCAGCAAGGAAGAGAUGAAUGCCAAGAAAAUUACAUUUGAAGAAUUCCUGCCCAUGAUGCAGGCAGCUGCCAACAACAAGGAACAGGGUACCUUUGAAGACUUUGUUGAAGGUCUGCGUGUGUUUGACAAGGAGGGCAAUGGUACAGUCAUGGGUGCUGAACUCCGUCAUGUACUGGCUACUCUGGGGGAGAAGAUGACGGAGGAAGAAGUAGAAGAACUGCUAAAAGGACAGGAAGACUCUAAUGGCUGCAUCAACUAUGAGGCAUUUGUAAAACACAUCAUGUCUCUUUAAAUGGAUUUCACAAAAUAUAAUACG
Molecule: messenger RNA, 747 nt
Organism: Malaclemys terrapin pileata
Lineage: Eukaryota; Metazoa; Chordata; Testudines; Emydidae
Gene: MYL1
Product: myosin light chain 1
Exons: 6
Coding region: 127-723 (198 amino acids)
Cellular component (GO): contractile muscle fiber; myosin II complex
Molecular function (GO): calcium ion binding
Source: RefSeq, a predicted model, not a curated record